This is a messenger RNA of Solanum lycopersicum (tomato), 732 nucleotides long. RefSeq lists its product as uncharacterized. Lineage: Eukaryota; Viridiplantae; Streptophyta; Magnoliopsida; Solanales; Solanaceae. The record is from RefSeq and is a predicted model, not a curated record.
AUGAGGAGCAGAAUGAGCUUGUUUGUCGCUGGCUUGGGUCGUUCAUCAAGUAAAACACGCAGGGCUACCAUGCCGACAGGUAAAAUGGACAUAUCGAGGUUGAUGGUCUAUGUGCAACAGGUUGAAGAGGACAAGUUGAGGCACAGAGAAGAGUAUAAAAACAAGAAAGCUAAGUCUGGAAUUGAGUCUGGACAACAGAAAGGUAGUAUGAACCGUCCAUUUUUUCAGAAACAAAAGGGUCAUGCACAAUUAUCUGCUAGUGAAUCUCCACCCAGAAACAGAGAGUGUCCUAAGAAUAAGCAGGGUGGUGGAAAUUUGGGUAAUGUACCCCAAUAUUCAUCGGCUGCUCCACCAGAAAGGGAUGUACCUAUAGGAACUACUUCCGGCAUUGACAGAGGAGCAAAUUACCUCUAUGAAAUAAUUAGCCGCCAAGAGCAAGAGAACUGUCUAGAUGUUUUCACUGGUAUGAUCAAAGUGUUUAGUUUUGAUGUUUAUGAUUUUCAAGACCGAAGAGCAAGUUUGUCUUUUGUAACUUCUUAUGUUGCAAUUAAGUUCGAAAUUCUUCUUGAGAAACUUUAUGAACUCUCAUGUGUUUCUACACUUGUUGGGGAGUCUAUUCUAGCGGAAAGAGUCUAUCGUGAUUAUCCUAUUUCAAUCAAUCACAAGAACCCAAUGGAUGACCUAGUGGAGUUAGACAUGGUAGAUUUUAAUUUCAUUCUAGUUAUGGACUGA